Molecule: messenger RNA, 1379 nt
Organism: Eutrema salsugineum
Lineage: Eukaryota; Viridiplantae; Streptophyta; Magnoliopsida; Brassicales; Brassicaceae
Product: transcription factor bHLH30
Exons: 2
Coding region: 56-1138 (360 amino acids)
Biological process (GO): regulation of DNA-templated transcription
Molecular function (GO): protein dimerization activity; DNA-binding transcription factor activity
Source: RefSeq, a predicted model, not a curated record
GUAGAGGAAAGAGAGUAGAAAGAUGGAGACUUUUAUGUCUUCAUAGAAACGAGUGAUGUGCGCAAAGAAAGAAGAAGAAGUAGAAAGUUCCUCCGGAGCCAUGAACAACAUACAAAAUUACCAAAAUGACCUCUUCUUCCACCAACUCAUCUCCCAUCAUCACCAUCAUCACCAAGAUCCCUCACAAUCCGAAACUUUCGGAGCUCCGAGUAACAACGUCGGAUCCGGAUUCACUAUCUUCUCCCAAGACUCCGUCUCUCCAAUAUGGCCUACUUCGAUCCAACCACAGUUCGAUACGUUUCCUCCUACUUCUUCUCCAGCAUCUUUCUACGGGAGUUUUUUCAACAGAAGCCGAGCUCAUCAUCAGGGAUUACAGUUCGGAUACGAGGGUUUUGGUGGAGCCACGUCAGCAUCGCAUCAUCAUCAUGAACAGCUUCGGAUCUUGUCGGAGGCUUUAGGUCCGGUAGUGCAAGCCGGGUCGGGUCCUUUUGGGUUACAAGCUGAGUUAGGGAAGAUGACAGCACAAGAGAUCAUGGAUGCUAAAGCUUUGGCUGCUUCAAAGAGUCACAGUGAAGCUGAGAGAAGAAGAAGAGAAAGAAUCAACAAUCAUCUCGCUAAGCUCCGUAGCAUAUUACCAAACACCACCAAAACUGAUAAAGCGUCGUUACUAGCUGAAGUGAUUCAACACGUGAAAGAGUUAAAGAGAGAAACUUCUGUGAUCUCGGAGACAAAUUUAGUUCCAACUGAGAGCGACGAGUUAACGGUAGCUUUCUCGGAGGAAGAAGAAACCGGAGAUGGCAGAUUCGUGAUUAAAGCCACGCUUUGUUGCGAAGACAGGUCGGAUCUAUUGCCGGACAUGAUCAAAACGUUGAAAGCGAUGCGUCUCAAAACGCUCAAGGCCGAGAUAACUACAGUCGGAGGACGCGUCAAGAACGUGCUGUUUAUCACCGGAGAAGAGAGCUCCGGCGAGGAGGAGAUGGAAGAGUAUUGUAUAGGGACGAUAGAGGAAGCUUUGAAGGCGGUUAUGGAGAAGAGCAAUGUGGAGGAAUCGUCUCCUUCUGGGAAUGCUAAGAGACAGAGAAUGACUAGUCACAAUACUAUCACCAUCGUCGAACAACAACAACAACAUCACAGGUAAUCGGUUUUACAAAUCGCGUAUUUUUUUCAUUUUCGGUGUAUCUAAGUGUGUUCUUGAUGGUCAUGAAGAUGAAAUGUUGUACGUCACGUUAUACUAUAGAUUAUGUGUGUUUGUGUGUGUAUGUAUAACGGAGAUAUUUGUAUCCGUUGGGGCUUGGUUUGGUUCUAAGUACUUUAUUUUUGCUUGUUUUUGUUGAGUUGGUUGUAUCAUCUUUUUUUUUUAUAGAUAUAUGUAUGGCCAA